UACAAAUCUCCACUCCAAAGAACUCCUUUUUUGCCACUUUCUUUUAGAGAGGGUUAAAUGUAAUUUUGUAACUUUAUAUUAAUAAUAUGUUUUGUCUGAAUUUGCAAUUUGCAAAGGCAUCUUAUGUUAGCAGGGAACAUCUUUAUUUUGUCUUUACAAAAUUCACAUCUCUCAUGCAAAACAGCAAUUUGAUGGGGGUGAAAAUCAAAUGAUUGCAUAAUGCAUCUUUGAUCACUCGCCUUUUGAGUCAGGCGACGCAUGUGUAGGGCUAAGACAUGCCAUGAAUGAACAGAGAAGGGGGUUGCAUUCCUUUGCCCGGGCUUACCCGACUCAGUCGAGUGGAUGUGUGCAACAGGCUGUGUGUGUGUGUGUGUGUGUGUGUGAGGAGGAGGGGGUGAAGUCCGAUGGCCAGCCUCACAGCUAAUUAGUUCAGCUCUUGACAAAGGUGGGCCAGCCACAGAAGGGAACCCCUGAGGCUAGCUUAACAGCGCUACACACUGCACUCGAAGGGGAGCGGCUCACACUAGUGCUCUCCGAACCAGAGUUGGGGUCCGCAAGGAACGUCGCUCUCCACUCCAGAGCAUGAGAGAGGGCUUGGAGACAGAGAUAAAGUUACUGAAGGACGUUUUGGAAGACCUUUGGGAGAGAUGACUUCCAUUCCAGACUCAGAUGAUGACAGAGCCUUUAAAGACUUGAAUGUUGUUGGGAUGCUGCAUCAGUUUUGGGAGCAGAAGCAAGUGAAAGGAGCUAUGGUGGAGACAGAGAACCUUGUGGUGUAUGAAUCUAUCCCCUCACCUGGACCUCCAUUCAUCUGCUAUGUCACUUUACCAGGGGGGAGCUGCUUUGGCAACUUCAAGUACUGUUAUACCAAGGCAGAGGCCAGGCGGGAUGCAGCCCGUGUUGCUCUGAUGAACUCUACAUUCAAUGAGUUGCCCUGUCGCCGCAUCACCCCAGAGUUCAUCGCUCGCAGCGUAGAGGAAGCCAUCAUUACUACCAGCGGCAACAUGGAGGAUGCCUCAGACCCUGGCACCAGUAUAGGAGCUUACUGCCUCAUGCUGCAGUCCAACACUGGUAAAACCAUGCUGGAGUUUCAGGAAAUAAUGACAGUGUUUCAGCUAUUGCACUGGAAUGGGACACUGAAGGCUUUUAGAGAGAGGAGAUGCAGCCGCCAGGAGGUGAUCAGCUACUACUCGCAGCAGCGGCUGGACGAGUGCAUGCGGAGUCACAUGGCGCUGGACUGGCUACAGAGGGAGAGACAGAGGCCCGGGCUUCUGUCCCAUGAGCUGCAGCUGGCCCUCAGGGAGCUGGCCGAGGCGCGACAGGCUGGCCGCGAGCUCCGCUUCUACAAGGAGAAGAAGGAGAUCCUGAGUCUGGCUCUGAGUCAGGCUAGCGCAGAGGAGCUGGAGGAGGAGGCCUGGAGGGGGCAGGAGACUGGGCUGGAGUACCUGACCCAUGGAGGCCACUGUAUCGAGGGCAGCAUGGUGGACCCUUCAGAACACUGUCAGUUUUAUUACCAGGAGAGUGGUAGCGACCAAGAAUCACUGGGCUGAGGUGAAGUGUAUUUGGUGAGGUCUUGGACUUUGGACUCACUUUCAAAAUGAGCUGCCUUUAUUUUGUAUAUUUUGACUUAAUGUUGUUUUUUAAUUGCUUUCUCAGUAUACUGUGAUGUUUGUGCUCAAAUGGGCUCCACUGUAAAUCAGAUGUAUUCCAUAGUAAAUAGCCUAAAUAGUGCAUUUAGGGACUUUGGGAAUGUAAUGGAAUGUAAGCUUCAUUUUUCCCUUUUGUUUUCUUGCUGUGUAUUGAACAAAGAGCAUUUUGAUUCGCUUUGACUUAAAGGGAAUUUGAUGUUGGUUGUGAAGAGUAAAUGUAAAUAAAUGCUGUUUUUCUUGUACUAGCCACAUGGUGGCGCCAUAUCCUAUGAAUGCUCCCAAAUGUUACAGUAUCUGCUAUUGCACCCCCAAAAUUUGAAAUGCUUCCCCCCAUUGAGCUUUAUGAAGAGGAAAUGUUAUAAAGUUCCAUGUGUUUGAAUAUUUAGGGCACUUUUAUUCAUUACCUACCUAUCUUUUCAUCCAUCUUAGGAGUGCCUUAA
Colossoma macropomum (tambaqui) is the source of this 2089-nucleotide messenger RNA. RefSeq names its product limb and CNS expressed 1 (gene lix1). Gene Ontology annotation, cellular component: cytoplasm. The transcript has 6 exons. Bases 648 to 1550 code for a protein of 300 amino acids. Gene Ontology annotation, biological process: autophagosome maturation. The record is from RefSeq and is a predicted model, not a curated record. Lineage: Eukaryota; Metazoa; Chordata; Actinopteri; Characiformes; Serrasalmidae.